Salvia hispanica is the source of this 674-nucleotide messenger RNA. Its product is annotated as mavicyanin-like. Gene Ontology annotation, cellular component: plasma membrane. Gene Ontology annotation, molecular function: electron transfer activity. The record is from RefSeq and is a predicted model, not a curated record. NCBI's taxonomy places the organism in Eukaryota, Viridiplantae, Streptophyta, Magnoliopsida, Lamiales, Lamiaceae.
UCUCUCUACUAUAAAUACCUGUAAUUCUCCGAUCAAUGGCUGCUCUCCUCCUCUCCGCCCUCCUCCUCGCUUCCGCCGCAGUGGCCUCAGCCUACCAGUUCGAGGUCGGAGACGAAACGGGAUGGAUAAAACCAACCGGAAAAGAGCGCCACUCCUACAACGACUGGGCCGCACAGAACAGAUUCCACAUUCACGACACACUUCAUUUCAAGUACGCCAAAGACUCGGUGAUGGAGGUGAGCUCCGCCGACUAUCUAACAUGCAACACGUCCAAUCCCAUCGCCAAGUUCGAACACGGCAGCACUGUCUACGAACUGAGCAGGCCGGGCUUUUUCUACUUCAUUAGCGGCCAGCCCGGCCACUGCAAGUUGGGCCAGAGGCUCAUCGUUCGCGUCAUGCAUCCCUUGCAGCCUGAUCUUCCGCCAGCUUCGGCUCCUACUGGUGGCGAUUCCGGGUGGCCGGAGUUUAGUUCGACUGCCAAGCUGUCUGUUGUUUCCUACUUUGUUGCUGCUUUUGUAGCCCUCGCUGUCACGUUUUGGCUCUUCCUCUAGGAAUUCAUGCGUUUGCUUAGCUUUGUUUCUUUGUCGAAUUCAAAAACUCAUUUCUGAUUUUGCCUAGGUUAUUUGGUAGAUUUAUGGUAGUUGUAAUGGACUAUUAUUGAUUUGUUUGCUCAC